Molecule: messenger RNA, 1059 nt
Organism: Pyricularia pennisetigena
Lineage: Eukaryota; Fungi; Ascomycota; Sordariomycetes; Magnaporthales; Pyriculariaceae
Exons: 3
Source: RefSeq, a predicted model, not a curated record
CUGCUGAAGAUGGGGCCUAUUAAAGCGCGAGGUACAGAGUAUGUUGGGCACAUCUUUCCCUUGCCCGGAAACUACGGAGUAACCAGACGGCAUGUUUUUGAUCCCGUACAGUUCUCACCAAGGUACCGGACUCGUCAGUCUCCAAUGAGGGUCCAGAUUCAUGCCAGCGGAAAAAGGCUGAGCAACCAACUUUCCUUGAUUGAACGCAUACUUGUUACUGUACAGUUUGGUGUGGGAGGGGCGAGAUCUUGGCAGGCCGUGGGUAACCUUCGCCACCCGACGCACACGGCCAAACGGAGGGCCUGCCAGCUUAAUUGGGCAACAUAUACGAACAGUCCGUGGUCCGCACGGCGGGCGGCCAUCUCAUACCUCGCUCGCUUCAUCUCCAGCCUGCCAGGAACGAGCCAUUCCCGGCUUGGGCAUCCUAUCCAGUUCUGCCCACCAUCAAUCAUGAGUGCACAUCCCUACCAUAGACACCCCGACCCUCGCGGCCGCGAGCUCAGCAGGAGGCCGUCGGCUUCCGACGAAGACUCGUUCUUUUCCGAAUCGUCAAGCAUAGUGGAGAAGCACAACCACCACCGGCCUCGAUCGCACCAUCGCGACCCGCCGCGGGGCCGUCGCACAGAAUCGUCUCGCCACCGCAAAGGCGACGACGAAGACUACCUGCCCCACCACCAUGAUCGCCAUCACAAUGACGACCGCCGCGGCAGCCCCGACAGUGAUUCUGGAGCCGUCGUACGGCGGGAGGAGGUCUAUACCGUCCAGCACAUCCCCCGCGACUCAUCGGUAGCCUCGUCAACGGCGCGGACCUGCGUCUACGACCAUCGAGAUCCGCGGGAUCGCUACCGUCGCUCCAGGCGCUACUAUCGUGAUUAUGACGACGACAGGUCGCCGCCGGAUGAAAAGCGGCACCAGCGCGAGCGCAACAGGUUCGAUCCGCGCGUCAUCCUGGCAACGCUACUGUUUGCUGCCACUGCUGCUCUGUGCUACAAGGAGAUAAGUAGUGGGGGUAAAAAGCGUGGUGGUGGAAGGAGGACGCAUGGCGGUCGUGCUGGUUAA